AUAUAAGAAACUAAUUACAAGGAAUGUCGUCUUCAUCUUCAUCCAUAUCCCUUCUCAUUUUACCGAAAAACAGACUAUAUAUCAGUAAACAUCAGUAGUUCAUCAUCUCGUCCAUGGAUGCCAAGUCAAAAACCAUGCCUCCCCGCGUGUACAUGGACUUCAACCCCCUUCUUGAGUGGAUUCGCGGAGAAAUGUUGGAUGUUGCUCUUAUUCAUGUACCCGGAUUCAAGAAGGAGCAACUCAAGGUGGAGAUAGAUACCCAAGGCAACAUCUGUGCCAGCGGCGAGCGGCCGCUCGACACUGAUGGCAAGCAAUGGCGGCGAUUCUCCACAAACCUCCAAAUACCAGCCAACUGUGACAUUAACAGCGUGCAUGCCAAGUUCGAAAACGAUACGCUCCAUAUCUUCUUCCCCAAGCUGGUCCCUGCUGUUAUUGAGGCAGCACCUAAGCCGACCACCACCGACAAGCGCUCAGCCACUGCCACAGGUGUCUAUGCGACAGGGAAGGAGAAUAAGGCAGACAAAACAAAUAGUCAAAAGAAAAAGGCACCGUCAGCACCGUCGGAAAGUUUGAAGCCCAGCUAUGACAAGGCAGAGUUUGAAAGCUUGAAGCCAACCAAUGGCCGGAGUGAGGGGGUGGCACAUGGCGCAGGUGGCAGGGAGGUGGAGCUAACUCCGGUGAGGAAGAAACUGCUAAUGAAUGUUGCGGUGGCCACCCUGGUGUUCCUUGGUCUUGGAUUUUAUUUGAAAUACAAGUUUACCAAGGCAGAGACAAGAUGAAGACUUUUGUCAAUGACUCAAGCAUCAACAAUUACUUGUAACCUUAAUCAAAGAAUUCUUAUACACAAAUAAAACAGAGAUGAUUGAUACAGUCUCUAAUCUGUGUAGGGAAUGGCAAAGCUUAUACAAGUUUAUUUAAACACAAUUUUGAAAAAUAAAACAAAAUAGAAAAUGAUCAUGUACCAACCAAGAACUUUUAGAAAAUGGAACUAAUAUUGCAGUAGAAUUUGACACAUGAUAGUUCUCACUGGGAGAUGAGUGUGCCUAAUUGCAGUUAUAUGGCCUGAACAAUCUCCAUUUUUGUUAUAUUCUAAAGGUAUAUUGAUAUGGGCAAAACCACAAAACUGGCACAUGAUGGAGACAACAUGAGAUGGGAUCUCAACAUUGGAUUCACCAUACUUUCUUUCUAAUAAAAAAGAGAAACAUUACUACUCCAAGAACAAUGACGACAGGAGCCCAUUUUCGAAUAAAAGCCUGCAAGGAUGAGGAUUCAAAGUUCAGUGGACGAGAACACAUUGUGUGUAAAAAGGCAUUUAGGGUUGGAUCAAUUUAGAAUGCAAUUUAUCUACGAUAUAUUCUUACACCCGUUUUCAGGCCACAGAUAAAUUGCAACAAGUAUACAACAUAAAGAAAAGUAGUUUAGUAGCAGGGGUGUCGACGGGCAGUUCUGAGCAGGACCUCCUGCUCUUGAU
Zingiber officinale is the source of this 1471-nucleotide messenger RNA. RefSeq names its product inactive protein RESTRICTED TEV MOVEMENT 2-like. The record is from RefSeq and is a predicted model, not a curated record. The transcript has 2 exons. The coding region runs from base 114 to 779 and encodes 221 amino acids. NCBI's taxonomy places the organism in Eukaryota, Viridiplantae, Streptophyta, Magnoliopsida, Zingiberales, Zingiberaceae.